Drosophila busckii is the source of this 1626-nucleotide messenger RNA. RefSeq names its product trafficking protein particle complex subunit 12. NCBI's taxonomy places the organism in Eukaryota, Metazoa, Arthropoda, Insecta, Diptera, Drosophilidae. The transcript is spliced from 4 exons. Gene Ontology annotation, molecular function: protein binding. The record is from RefSeq and is a predicted model, not a curated record. The coding region runs from base 83 to 1546 and encodes 487 amino acids. Gene Ontology annotation, cellular component: Golgi apparatus; TRAPP complex.
UGCAGAAAAAACGUAAACAGAAUCCAAAAUAUUUGCGAUCUCCUGUUAUUAACAAUAAAAUCCGCAUAGUAUUAACAACGGCAUGACAAAUAAUCCGAAAGGUCUCAGUGAAUACUUUGCCAACGAUCCACCAAGUUUUUUUGAUGAGUUGACAAACCCAAAGCCCAGGGAACCGCAGUCCGAGCCAGAAGUGAAUAAGCCCAAAACCAACAUGUUGGCCAGUACAUUUACAGGCAGAUAUCAGCCGCCCGAGUAUGUGGAAACAGCUGAUGAUGCCGAAGAGCCCAUAAAAGUAAAUGAUGAAGUUCGAAACUUGUGGCCAUCGCCUGCUGAGCAGGGGAAAACAGGCACAGGAGCGCCCACACAUCUGGUAAUGCCCGGAUUACAUAUAGCUAAUGAUUUGCCGGAUCCAAUCGGUGUGGCUGUGAAUCAACAUUUAGGUGAAGCUGAGCUACUUCAACGCAAAAUUCUGGGAGUGGAGGAUGUGACGCAGGACGAGCGCGGCAUACGUCAACUAAUUAAUGCUGGCUGUUUUAGAGCUGCUGUUAAUCUUACUGGCAGAUUGUUGACAAUCUAUGGGCAGGGCUAUGGACGCAGUGGACAACCGGCGAAGCACUCGCCACACUCACUGCAAUUGUGGUUUACUCGCCUAGCCUUGCUGGCCAAGCUGGGCGAGUAUGAGCUGUUACAGGCGGAGGCCGAACCAUUUGGCCAACUGAACGCUUUGGAUGUUUUCUAUGAGUUCUACCCUGAGAUGUAUUCUGGCAAACAAGGAUCCAUUGCAAGUUUUUCAUUUCGCCUGCUUCUGUCAGAAAUGCCCAUUUAUCUGGGGAAACCACAUCUGGCACUGGAUAACCUUUCCAAGCUACAUGUCAUUAGCAGUGAAAUAAAGCAGCACUACGAAAAGUCAAGGAAUGGAAAUGCCUCUGAAUUUUGGCAACGACGUUCCGAGCGUGUCCUACACUCCAUCAUAAACUGUGCCUUAAUGAUGAAGAAAUACAGCAUGAUUGAUGAUAUAAUGGGCGGUAUGUUGCUUACACGUUCUAGUCUUACCAAAGAAGAACAGCGCUCUCUUUAUUCCGCUUGGGGUCGCAUUUAUCUACAAAUUGGAGACAUAUUUGGUGCUGAACAAAAGUUUGCAGUCGCCCGACGUUUGCGAGAAAUUAAUACGGCACCCGACCUGCGUGAUCUGGUGGAUAAGGGUCUAAUAGCUGUCGCCAAGAAUGACUUUCCCGAGGCUUAUUUGAUAUUUCAAAAGGCGCUGCACUUGGACUCUGGCAAUACUAUGAUACUAAAUAAUAUGGGUGUAUGUCUGCUAUAUGCUGGAAAGCUGAAGGAUGCUAUUAAUCUAUACGAGCGAGCCAUAAAUCUAAACCCUCAAAAGUCAUUAAACGAGAGCCUGCUUGUGAAUCUGUCCACAUUAUAUGAGCUGGAAUCCAACAACUCCAAGGUGAAGAAAUUGAAUUUGCUGCGCUUGAUAAACAGAUUUAAGCCGGAUCUCAAUAUAAGCGUUGAAAUUUGUCUUAAACUGCAGGCAACAAACUAGUUAGAAAAAUAUAAGCACUACUACUAGCUAAACAUUCCACUGUCGGAAAAAUUCAAUGUACAAUAAAUAAAUCUACAUGU